UUCACCAGAUUCAUCGAGACCACUCCAGAGAGGCCUGAGCCAGAAAGUCUACGAUGAAGCUCAUCACCGUGACCCUGUUCUGCCUGCUGGCGGCAAGAAUGUGGCUGCAGGAUGUGGACAGCAUGAGCAUGCAUGUGUCGUCUUCCACUUGUUGCUUCACAUUUGUGAAGAAAAUGAUUUCAUUGAAUAGAAUUCAGUGUUACAGAAACUCCAGUUCCUCCUGCUCCAACCCGAAUGGUCUAAUACUGAAGAUGAAAGGAGGCAGAGAGAGCUGUGCCUUGAAGACAGACCGAUGGAUUAAGAGUAGUUUACAAAAGAUAAAAUCCUGCCCAUAAACGAAAAUGUGAUCGAAAUCCUUUCCACGCUAGACUCUGGAGACCAUGUGGCUUUACCCACUCCACAGCCUCCAAUGCUACACCAAUCCUUCCAUACCAACUUUGCUGGGUCACGAAGGGUCUGGCGGGUCCUGAUAAGCUAUGUCGUCUCACUUUAUAUCUUUAUAUUAUAAAAUCUUCCAUUCUUGCCUCCAUGUUCCUCCCCACAGGGAUUUCACGGUGCAAACUUGAUUGGCAUUGAGGAGCUGGGGCCAGGGGCUGGAGGAGGGGAUGGGGAGACAUGUUGGAACUGAU
This is a messenger RNA of Pteropus alecto (black flying fox), 629 nucleotides long. RefSeq names its product C-C motif chemokine ligand 1 (gene CCL1). Lineage: Eukaryota; Metazoa; Chordata; Mammalia; Chiroptera; Pteropodidae. The transcript has 3 exons. The coding region runs from base 54 to 335 and encodes 93 amino acids. Gene Ontology annotation, biological process: cellular response to tumor necrosis factor; cellular response to interleukin-1; lymphocyte chemotaxis. Gene Ontology annotation, cellular component: extracellular region. Gene Ontology annotation, molecular function: CCR chemokine receptor binding; chemokine activity. The record is from RefSeq and is a predicted model, not a curated record.